Messenger RNA from Coffea eugenioides, 666 nucleotides. RefSeq lists its product as uncharacterized. The record is from RefSeq and is a predicted model, not a curated record. The transcript has a single exon. Lineage: Eukaryota; Viridiplantae; Streptophyta; Magnoliopsida; Gentianales; Rubiaceae. Gene Ontology annotation, molecular function: zinc ion binding; nucleic acid binding. The coding region runs from base 1 to 666 and encodes 221 amino acids.
AUGGAACUGCGGCCUAACUUGUUUCAAUUCAACAUCCCUAAUCAAGAUGACAAAGACAGAAUUGUAGAAGGAGGCCCUUGGAUGAUAGAUAGUCAAAUGUUAGUGUUGAAUAGGUGGUCAGAAGGAAUUGAAGAGAAUUAUGGAGCCUUUGUGACUGCACCUCUGUGGGUGCAGAUCUGGAACCUGCUAGUACACUGGCUAACCAAAGAGGUAGGUAGAAAGAUUGGGGUUGUGUUCAAAGAAGUAAAAGAGGUCCUAAUUCCUCAGACAAGGGGUAAAGAGGGUAGACAUUUGAAAAUCUUAACCUUAACAGAUUUGUCAAAGCCCCUUCUCAGAGGAACAAUGGUGAAAUUGGCAGGGUCUAUCAAAUGGGUAGCCUUUAAGUAUGAAAGAUGCCCAGACUUUUGCUAUAGUUGUGGAAUAGUAGGUCACAGUGAACGGUCAUGCAAAGAUAAGAGAGUCAUAUCAGGAAGCAUUUUAGAGAACCAAUAUGGGCCCCGGUUGAGAGUAGGAAAUAACAAAAAUUCACCACAGAAAAAACCAAUGAGGACUGACAUGCCAAAUGACAAAAGAUACUGGAAAUUCCAGAAUGGAGAAAUGAUUGAGCAAGAGAGAACCAGGACACAGCUGAAGGAAAGCUUCUUGGAAACUCUUAAGAUCACAUGA